This is a messenger RNA of Opisthocomus hoazin, 1242 nucleotides long. The record is from RefSeq and is a predicted model, not a curated record. Lineage: Eukaryota; Metazoa; Chordata; Aves; Opisthocomiformes; Opisthocomidae.
AUGACCGUUACUGAGCGACCGGUCCGUUCAGAGGGAGUUUGCGUUACCACUUUUGCGGGGGUCGCGCAAAUCUGGCCGGUACCGAUUUGUUUGUUUCUUCCUCGUAGGUUUUUUGCUCUGACUUCUCUCCGCUUGCUGUUCCUGCUUGCGUUUACCCUUAUGGUUGUAGUUUGUCUAGAUCAGUGGAAGCACAAAAUCUGGCCUGAAAUUGGAGUGGCAAGACCUGACGAAUUAGACAAUGAGAGCUGGGGAUACGUUCACCCUCGGCUGCUCGGAGUGCCAGAACUCUGUCACCAUGUGGCUGAAGGCUGGGUGGCUGGGACCAACUUCUUAAGUAAUCUCUUCAUUUUCAAGAGACAAAACCCUGGAAAGUUUUGCCUUCUAGUGUGUGGAGUCUUUACCUUCCUGGCUGUCCUGGGCCGGUACAUCCCUGGACUCUUGCUCUCAUACUUGCUUUUGCUCUUCAUCCUGCUGUGGCCCCUCGCUGUGUACCACAGGCUGGGGCAGCGCAUGUACAUGAAGCUGGAGCCAGCUCUGCAGCGGCUGGAUUUCAGCGUUCGAGGCUACAUGAUAGCAAAGCAGCGGGAGAAGCAACUGCGUCGCCGAGCCCUGAAUCAGGAGGCUGUGGAUGAUGGGAGUGACAGCGAAGAGGAGCUGGCCGCGUUCUGUCCCAAGCUGGAUGACUCCGUGGUUGCCAAGGAACUGACCAUCUCUGACUCGGAGCAUUCGGAUGCUGAGGUUUCCUACACCGAGAACGGGAUGUUUAACCUUUCGAGGGGCCAGACUCCCCUGACAGAGGGCUCGGAAGACCUGGACGGUCACAGUGACCCCGAAGAAUCUUUUGCCAGGGAUCUCCCUGACUUCCCUUCCAUUAACCCAGAAGCAACUGGCAUAGAUGACGAAGAUGACACCAGCAUCGGGAUCCCCAGUCUGGCUUCCCGUCUGCAAGCAACAGGAGAUCUGCAUCUCCCCUACGACCAGGAAGAAUCUGGCGCGCUGCCAUCUGUGCAGAACCUGACUGACAACAUCGCCGGGUUUGUCACCAGAGGGAUGAUUCAGCUGGCGCUGUCGGGAGCCCCUCAGCCGGGCUCCUCCCGCAGCGGCGGUCCCCAGAGAGGGGCAAAGACUUACCUUAGAACGGCCAGCUCGGACUUGGACACUGAUGCGGAAGGGGAUGACUUCGAACUGCUGGAUCAGUCCGAGCUGAACCAGCUGGAUCCUGCAGGCUCGCGGGGCCAGUGA